GAUUCAAAGCGCGAGGCGGGAGGCCCUGAGGGAGAAGAAACGGCAGUUGUUGCACUGGAGCGGGAGAGGUUGCUGAAAACUUGCUUUGAUGGCAAUAGCAGCAAAAUGUUGUUGUGCUUAAGGUUUCCUCCAGCAUGGAUCUGACAGGAAGUUUCUUCGGUAAACUUCGAGCCUUAGUGGUCACUUUGGAGAGACAAGCUGAGCAGUUGAAGCAAGUUUUUCAUGGAGAUGAGACAGAAUUUGAAGAUGACUCCCCAAUGAGAUAUUUACAUGAACUGUACUCUGAAGUCAGGACACUGAAGGGUGAAGUUGCUAAUGUUCUUGUUAAGAAUUCUGAAGAAAGAGAUGCCAUACAUGACUUCAUAAAGGCCAGCAAAAUUCUGAUGAACAGAAAUGCAACAGAUCUUGAAAAAAUAAGAGAACUUUUUGAAAAAUAUGGAUAUAAACCAGUUAUUACGGAAGAAGCAACAAAAGAUGAAGCUGAAAUUGAUUCUGGAUUUGCCAAGUCUGAUCAAGAGGAACUGAAAAAUCUUGCUUGCCCUGAAAACUCUUCUGAACUUGAUCCUCUGGUGCGAAUUCCACAACUUUCAGAUUUUGGACUUUCAAAAUAUGCUCUCCCCAGUACUUGGAACACAGCACACCUAUUACCCCAAGCCCAUGUAAAGAAAGAAGAGCCAAGAGAAGAUUUUUCUGUGUGCUUAUCACCCAAGGCAGAGCAGUUCUGUAUUAAUGGGCGUGAUCUUUGUCUGGAAGAUGACACGGCAUAUUUAACAGAAGACCAAACGAUUUUCCUUCUUAACAAUGCAAAAAAAAGAAAGCAAGCUAAUAACAUGAAUGGACCAUCAAUGGUGUUGCCAUCAAAACAGAACCUAGUUACACCUGGGCAAAAAAGUAAAGUGUGUGAUUAUGAUUAUAUGGCUUCACCAGCAGCACCCACUUUCUGCACACCUGGCUUGAAAGUUCCCUCCAGAAAGGACACCAUUCUACCCAAAUCAGCAGAGAGUAACCAGUCAGAUGCAUCUAAUCGUACAGAUGAAGAUACUCAUCGAGACCAUCAGUCUCCGAAAAAAGAACCCAAACAAGUGUGUGCGGUCCAGAUGACACCAAAUAAAAGUUACGUAGAAGAAGCUGUUGCUUCUGUCCUGCCAUCAAACAAGUAUCUGGAAUGUCUUGAAACACCUGCUCCUCCUGUAAUAUCAGACUACAGAAACAUACUUGCCACUCCUCCACCAGCUCCUGAAAUAACUGUAAUUCCAACACAAAUUUUGCAGAUUUUAUCCAAGUACAACUCAAAUGUAGAACCACCUAGAUUAGCAGAGAAGGUGAAUAAUGAAGGAAUUGCUGCACAGUUUGAAAGAAUGCCUACUCUUGGUAUCAGUAACAAAGAAAACAGUGAAUAUUGUGGAUGAAUCUAACAUGAAGCCUAAAUCUUUGUAUGGACUAAUCAUGUUCAAGAAUAUUUUUUUUGUUCUGCUUCCUGAGAUGUCUAAAAUGAAAAAGUGGCAAAGACAAGAAUAUUUCUGUACAAAUGAUUUGGCACCAGGUUGAACAUUUCUGCACUUUUAUGUCAUUUAUAGUUAACUUAAUCAACACAUUUGAAAGAAACAGACUUACUAUUCAGUGUCUUAUUCUGCCUGAUCAUGUCUUAGGCAACCAAUAUUCUAUCUCUUAUUAAAAGUUACAUUGGCUCCCUGCAGUGUCUCUGGGCAGCAUCUGCUGCAUAACAAUGACCCACUGAGAGAGAAAUCCUAUAAUGGCAUGGGACAUGCAAGAAACAGGAAUUUUUUUGCAUUUCUCAGGGAAGUAGCUGUUGGAAGCAUAUUGUUACUAGCUAUCAACUUUGUCUUAUAUCUAGUUAGAGAAUAGCAUCUUAUAAGUAGGAGGAAUGCUUUUAAAAGAUUUAGUACUCUCCAAAGUGGGCAAGAACUAUUGUCAGUUGAUAUAGCAAUGUUAUUGAACUAGAGUACAUAAACAGUAUGCCCUCUGGCCCUCAAAUGAGCAUUCAGAGAACUGAAGAGUAUAAGGUGCAUAUAUAUUCCUUUUGCAUUUGGGAACCCUAGCCACAAAUAUAAUCUACAAAACCUAACUCCGUUCAUUGGCAACUAAUUAUUUGGAAUGCCACAUGGAAAGGAGCAAUGAAGAUCGCAAAGUAGUGGGCCAGACUCAACUCUUUAGAUUGGCAAUAGCACUAAACGUCAGUAGUCUCUUCACUCUCACCCACAGUUAGCAACUACUAGCCCAGAUGCUAGUAUUCAGUGUGCUGGGUUUGGGCCUGGGGCACCCAGCUUCUGCCUACUCAAACAUGUAUAAGCCUUUAAAAUUAGUGUAUAUUUGAAUGUUUGUGACCCUUGCAGAUUGGGUCCUGGUCUAGAAACACUGCCCUCUAGAGAGGUGAUUUCUACACAGAGGCCAGGUGAGCAGUUGCCUGUGUGAAUUUCCAGAGAAGAAAAGAAAUUGAAGUGCUUUCCCAUGAGGAAGCAGAGAAUUUCUGUGGAAGAGAAGUAGAAGUAAGAAGGGCAGUAGGCUGAAGAGUGGCCAUCUUCUGGUGUCGGCCUUUGAUGACAGAGUUUAUGAGACUUCUGUUCUGCUGAGAGAAAGAAGUGGUUUUCCAGCUGGUGAAGAACGCAGACGUCACCAAGCCCAGGCCUCCUUGAGUGCAUGAGUUAAAAGCCCAGAGCAGUCUCACAUUAAUAUUACUCACCUUGGGUCCCAGAAUACCUGGAAGAAAGGUGGGUAUAGAAGAAUUUUAAAUAAACACAAUUUUAAAAGGUGUGAAAGAGACUGAAUAAGGGCUUACAAACUAAUGCUGAUAAGCCAAUAUUCAAUUCCUUUUGAUCUUUAAGAACCUUUAUGAUGGAGGGCACACAAAGUAUCAAAAUAUUUUUCUUUCAGUGGUCAUAUAAAAAUUAGAAUACUUUGAAGGACUUUUCAGAAGACCGUGCAACGAAGGGUCUUUAAUGCAGGCUUCAUCUUGUUAAGUAUGGGAGCUUUUAACUAAUUUUCUCCUUUUUAUAGGGAGACAUUGAGCUUUAUGCCAAACACUUGUGAAUACAUGUCAUGUACAAUGGAUAGUCUCUGCAGCCAAAUUUCUCUAAGGAGAUUAGUCUCCCACCUUCAAACUGACCUUGGUGCUUUGUUAAAGAUUUCACUGUACAGAUAUUUGCUGAGCUCUUGAAAAGGAGUCACUUGUAUAACAGCCUUUUCUGGGUAGAUGUUUCAGCUUUUCUAUGGGUAAAGGAGUUCCAGUUUGAAAUAAAAGGUUUGAAUGCUUGUUCUUCUGAA
This is a messenger RNA of Eublepharis macularius, 3282 nucleotides long. RefSeq names its product spindle and kinetochore associated complex subunit 3 (gene SKA3). Gene Ontology annotation, cellular component: spindle microtubule; outer kinetochore. The transcript has 10 exons. Bases 135 to 1409 code for a protein of 424 amino acids. Gene Ontology annotation, biological process: chromosome segregation; mitotic cell cycle. Lineage: Eukaryota; Metazoa; Chordata; Lepidosauria; Squamata; Eublepharidae. The record is from RefSeq and is a predicted model, not a curated record.